Molecule: messenger RNA, 2271 nt
Organism: Mugil cephalus (flathead mullet)
Lineage: Eukaryota; Metazoa; Chordata; Actinopteri; Mugiliformes; Mugilidae
Gene: exosc2
Product: exosome component 2
Exons: 9
Coding region: 441-1319 (292 amino acids)
Biological process (GO): U4 snRNA 3'-end processing; nuclear polyadenylation-dependent rRNA catabolic process; poly(A)-dependent snoRNA 3'-end processing
Cellular component (GO): nuclear exosome (RNase complex); cytoplasmic exosome (RNase complex)
Molecular function (GO): RNA binding
Source: RefSeq, a predicted model, not a curated record
AUUGCACUGCUGCAACUCGACAAAACUUAAGUGUGAUAGAAAGUUCUCACAUAGUGGUGUAGUAGUUAUCACGUUUUAACAUGAUACAGCAAGGUGCUAUGAGUUUACGUCUGUUCACCAAGAUGAUGUGUUAUUUUAUAUAAAACAAUAGGGAGAGAAAAUAGGAUCAUAUUUAUUCAAGAAAGCCUUCAAUCGUAAAUAAUAACAAACUUGGUGAGAGAAAUAAAGAGAGAAUGAUAAUGAUAGACUUUGCGGAACAACUGUAUGCUUAUCACUUCUAUAUAUUCCGUCUUUAUUUUGUGUUUCUUUCAUGCUACGGGACUAACUACUACGCAGUUUGGGGAAAAUUCAGACUCAAACUACAGUAGGUGGCGCUAUAAGUCCUUAACUCGUUGGAAGUUGUGCGGAAGCCGACGCGAAGAAGAAGAAAAACAAGAAGCAUGGCUGCAGACAUGAGACUACCGACGCUCCGUACAACAGCGUUAUCAGGUUCUGCUUCGAACCGAAGAGAUCUGGUCGUCCCUGGAGAUGUUAUCACUUCAGACACCGGUUUCAUGAGGGGUCAUGGUACCUAUGUUGAUGACGAGAAGCUGACAGCCUCAGUUGCUGGAGAGGUGCAGAGGGUAGACAAACUCAUCUGCGUCCGGCCACUGAAGACCAGAUUUAAUGGCGAGGUUGGAGAUGUUGUGGUUGGGCGAAUUACAGAGGUACAACAGAAGCGGUGGAAGGUGGAGACCAACUCCCGGCUGGACUCUGUCCUCUUGUUGUCCUCUGUCAAUCUGCCUGGAGGUGAACUGAGGAGAAGAUCAGCAGAAGAUGAACUCACCAUGAGAGAAUACCUUCAUGAGGGCGAUCUCAUCAGUGCUGAGGUACAGUCAGUCUUCUCAGACGGAGCCCUCUCACUUCACACCCGCAGUUUAAAGUAUGGAAAACUGGGUCAAGGAGUGCUGGUGCAGCUUUCCCCUUCGCUGAUCAAGAGGCAGAAAACACAUUUCCACAACUUGCCGUGUGGUGCAUCCAUUAUCCUUGGGAAUAAUGGCUUUGUGUGGUUGUAUCCCACACCGGGGCAACAGGAGGAAGAAGCUGGGGGCUUCUACACCAGUCUGGAGCCUGUUAACCUGUCUGAUCGUGAGGUGAUUUCACGCCUGAGAAACUGCCUCCUGGCUUUGGCCGCACACAAGGUCCUGCUGUACGACACCAGUGUCCUCUAUUGCUACGAAUCCUCACUUCAGCACGAGGUCAAGGACAUCUUGAAACCCGAGGUGAUGGAGGAGAUUGUAAUGUUGACGCAACAGAAGCUGCUGGAACAGGAAGGUUAAAGGGCUCGAGCCUGAGCAUCGACCACCUGUCCGAAGACUGAAAUGGCGUUCCAUCGAAGAUGCGUCCCUGUCUGCUGCACAGCUGAAGAGUUUAGAGGCGGUUUUCUUUAAACCUGAUCAACAUUGUUUGACUGCUAGCGUUUUUUUUUUUGUUUUGUUUUGUUUUGUUUUUUAAUCUGCCACAGUCCGAAUUCAAUAUUUUACUGCGGUUUAGUGGAACAUGUUUGAUAACCUGUGAUGUUAUACAAAAAAAAAAAAAUGUAUGCAAUAAAUUUUCUGUAAUUUUGUUACAUUUUCACUACCUCACUUGUGUGGUCUGUAUUUCUGAAAAAGGUGAUGAAAGUUUAUAGAAGAGGUCACCAGUCAUCCUGGGCAUGGUGUGUCAAAAAUAAAGCUGAAACGAAGGAAACUGGACAUUCUUGAGAAAAUGUUUCACUACCAAUCCAAGUGAGGAGUUUUUAUUUUUUAUUUUUUUGGAACAUCUGUAAUCGGUCCACACUUGAACCCUUAUAUGACUAAACUUCAUGACACAGUCUUCACCUCCAAUUGGAGGACGUUGUUCAGAUGAACCUGUGAGGUAUCUUCUUUUUCACAUUUAGUGGUUCUCUUGUGACCCACCAAAAUCUAAACUUUUUGGGACUGUUGUUAAUUUUCCAAUACCACAUAGAUGGGUUCCUUUGCUCCUCUUUCAAACCGCCUGGCUUGUCUGAUGUUUCCUAAGGGGUGUCCCUUGUACUCCAGUUGCAGGUGGGCAGCUAAGACAUGCAUUUGUUAUGGUAGUUGUUUUAUGAACCCGCUGUACAGGUCUCUGGAUUCUUAACUGAACUGCAUAAAUGACAUUGUUCUUGUUCAGUGUUUUUGGGCAUGAAGUCUACAGUUGUAAUAGUAAUAAAGAUACAUAAAUGACAGCAAUUUACUAUUAAACGUUGAAUAAACCACCUUUUUUUUCAGA